Rotaria sp. Silwood1 is the source of this 208-nucleotide messenger RNA. NCBI's taxonomy places the organism in Eukaryota, Metazoa, Rotifera, Eurotatoria, Philodinida, Philodinidae. The record is from the annotation of a GenBank genome assembly.
AAAUAAUCCAAAUAAUCUUUCUCCAACACAUUCAUCAAAUUCAAGUCAAUCAUUUCAUCAUUCAUUAUCAAAUCGAGCUAGUCAAUGUCCAACACCAGUUCGAUAUCGACAUCGAACAACAUUUACACAAGAACAAUUAUCUGAACUUGAAUCAGCAUUUGGUAAAAGUCAUUAUCCAGAUAUUUACUCUCGAGAAGAAUUAGCAUGA